AUGGACAAUCGGCCGCUCAAAAGAGAAGCCUUUACGAAGCUCCCUCCAAAGCAAUACCUUCUCAGCAUGGAGCAGACGAUGGUCAGAGAGGCCCAGCUCUUGUGCCCGUCUUUCACCAGCAGUCAUCUCCUAGGACUCGCAGAUGCACAGUACACGGCCGGGAUCGGCAGCAGCCAUGAGAAUCCAGCCAGGUUUGCCAUUGUCAAUGCCCUUCUCGCAACUACGAUACGGUGGAGAACGACAAACGAAUCCUUUGAUCAGUUGAGCGUCAGCAGCUGGUGCUAUUUCAAGAACGCAUAUGCGAUCUUCCCAGAGCUCAUAAUCCGGGGCAACGAUCUGUCAGCAUGUGAAGCGCUGCUGGCGAUGGCUAUGUUCUCGCUUGGAACAGCAGAUUCUCGUACAACCGCCCACCUGGCCUCUGCGGCAGCUCGAACACUACAAAUCCUGGGACUGAACAAGAGGGAGACUUAUGCUGCCCACGACCCCGCGGAGCAAGAGCGGCGCAGGCGAGUAUUCUGGGCAGCCCACAUCCUUAACACGGACAUGAUGGUCAGGUUUGGACUGCCUACACCAUUCCAGCAUACUGAACUCAUCGAGUAUCCGACAAAUACAUACAUCGUCAUUGGCGAUCAAACUAAACAGCCAUUCAAUUAUGUCACAAGUAUGGCGCGACUUUCUCAAAUACAGUCGCGGAUUUAUGGGCGGCUCUCACAGCACAGCCUCCACAUCCACCCGAGCAUAGACCACCAAGCGAUUGCCAUAGCAUGCAACCACGAGCUUGAAGAAUGGAAGAGCUCGCUCCCAAGAGAGUGGCAGCCUGAUCUCAUCGCCCUUCCAACGACUAAAGAGCUAGAGGCCCCGACCGCCCUUUUACAUCUGGUCUAUUUCAGUGCUUUGAUCAAGACUAACAUGACACUGGCUCGGUUGAAAAGCGCGUCAGGGUCACGCGCAUGGCCUCCCAUGUGUAGCGCUUGGAUGAGCAGCGAUUCCUCACAGGCAAUAGAGCAGUCCUAUGCCAAGUGUACAUCAGCUGCCCGGGCAACUAUUGAUCUCUUACGGCGCAUGCCGUCGCAGCCCUACAUGCAAAUUUGGGCCAUACUCUGCUACCCAGUGAUGGCAACCCUGAUACUUCUUUGGUGUUCGCUCGAGGAGCCUACAGACCCGCAGGCGCAUCUGAACGUGACAAUGAUGGGGCAGUUUGUCCAGUUCCUCUCGGCAGCCAAGGAAGAAGGGUGCGAUGUCCGGACCGUGUUGGAUGGCUGCUCCAAACUCCACAAGAUUGCCAGAUACGUCGUCCAUACACCACAACCAAUCAGUCUACCCAGCGGGGCAGACGCUGACCAAGACGUAAGAGACCAACUCGAGGCUCUUCGCAUCAAGCUCUCGGGUGUCACCGACUGGAUGCACCUUGCCCAGGGUCUUCUGGGUAAUAUUCCGGUCCUAGUCUCCCAAGCGAGGGAAAUAUUCACAGGAGUUCUUGGGAUGGAGAGAAAGGAUAAUGACGAGUAUGGAUUAUUUGCCCCGGAAACAUUGCAGCCGCAAAGAUAUGGUGUUUACUUUGCCUCUUAG
Molecule: messenger RNA, 1569 nt
Organism: Microdochium trichocladiopsis
Lineage: Eukaryota; Fungi; Ascomycota; Sordariomycetes; Xylariales; Microdochiaceae
Product: fungal-specific transcription factor domain-containing protein
Exons: 3
Coding region: 1-1569 (522 amino acids)
Biological process (GO): DNA-templated transcription
Molecular function (GO): DNA binding; zinc ion binding
Source: RefSeq, a predicted model, not a curated record